Talaromyces rugulosus is the source of this 804-nucleotide messenger RNA. RefSeq lists its product as uncharacterized. The transcript has 2 exons. NCBI's taxonomy places the organism in Eukaryota, Fungi, Ascomycota, Eurotiomycetes, Eurotiales, Trichocomaceae. The record is from RefSeq and is a predicted model, not a curated record. Bases 1 to 804 code for a protein of 267 amino acids.
AUGCUCUUCCGCUUGCAAAGACAACAAACCUCAAAAGAAACCCAGCGUCUGACACCAGGUAUAAUUGGGUCAACAGCAGGUGCUACAGCUGAUUCAACCUUCUAUACUGAGCUUCUUCCGCCACUACAACAAAGAAAGACAACAAGAGACACCCGGGUACACAUUGAAAAUGGGGAUAGUUUCACGGUAGCCCAGCUACUGGUAGCUAGUGGCCAGACAAAGGUGGCAGUGCUAAAUAUGGCCAGCGAUCGAAACCCAGGCGGCGGAUGGCUUCGAGGUGCUCUCGCACAAGAAGAAGCGUUGUGUUUACGGUCGACACUAGCAGCUACACUGAAUGAUUCGCACUAUCCUACACCACCAAUAGCCGCAACAUGGAGCCCAGGAGUUGUCGUUUUCCGAGAGGAAGUAGUUAACGAUUGCCAAAUUCUGGAAAAGAGUGAUCGAUUUGUUGUUGGCGUUGUUAGUGUUGCCGGUUUAAGACGGCCGCCGCUGACUGGAGAUGAGUUAGACUAUCGAUUCCCAAAAGACACUGAGUUAAUGAAAAACAAAAUCCGGCAAAUCCUUCGUGUCAUGGCAGUCAACGGAGUAUCAUGUUGUGUGCUCGGCGCCUUGGGCUGUGGUGCUUUUGGCAAUCCUCCUAAACGAGUAGCCAGGUUGUUUCGCGAUGUUAUUUCAGAAAUUGAAUUUAUCGGUCAUUUUGAUGAGAUUGUCUUUGCAAUCCUGGAUCAAAAGAGGGAAGGCAAUAUUCAAGUUUUCGAGGACGUCAUUGGCGAUUUUGCUAUUGAGAGAAACAAUGAAGUUUGA